AGGAGGAGGGCCCAGCGGACCCUGCGCCCUCGCCUGCAGCCAGCGGUCACAGCAGCAGAAGCCACAGUCGCUGUCUCCCCGCGGCCCACCGCCACCAUGGUGAAGAUCGUGACAGUGAAGACGCAGGCGUACCCGGACCAGAAGCCUGGUACGAGCGGGCUGCGGAAGCGGGUGAAAGUGUUCCAGAGCAACGCCAACUACGCGGAGAAUUUCAUCCAGAGCAUCAUCUCCACGGUGGAUCCGGCGCUGAGGCAGGAGGCCACACUGGUGGUGGGCGGGGACGGCCGCUUCUACAUGACCGAGGCCAUCCAGCUUAUCGUCCGCAUCGCCGCCGCCAACGGGAUUGGCCGUCUGGUUAUUGGACAGAACGGCAUCCUCUCCACUCCUGCUGUGUCCUGCAUCAUCCGAAAAAUCAAAGCAAUCGGUGGGAUCAUUCUGACAGCCAGCCACAAUCCAGGAGGGCCCAAUGGAGAUUUUGGGAUUAAAUUCAAUAUUUCUAAUGGGGGUCCUGCUCCAGAAGCAAUCACUGAUAAAAUUUUCCAAAUCAGCAAGACAAUUGAAGAAUAUGCCAUUUGCCCUGACUUGAAGGUAGACCUCAGUGUUCUGGGAAAGCAGCAAUUUGACCUGGAAAACAAGUUCAAACCCUUCACAGUGGAGAUUGUAGACUCGGUGGAGGCCUAUGCCACAAUGCUGAGAAACAUCUUUGAUUUCAAUGCCUUGAAGGAGCUACUGUCCGGUCCAAACCGACUGAAAAUCCGCAUAGACGCCAUGCAUGGAGUUGUGGGACCAUACGUAAAGAAGAUCCUCUGUGAGGAACUUGGUGCCCCCGCAAACUCAGCAGUGAACUGCGUUCCCCUGGAGGACUUUGGAGGCCACCACCCUGACCCCAACCUCACCUAUGCUGCUGACCUGGUCGAGACCAUGAAGUCAGGAGAGCAUGAUUUUGGGGCUGCCUUUGAUGGUGAUGGGGAUCGGAACAUGAUUCUGGGCAAGCAUGGGUUCUUUGUGAACCCUUCCGACUCUGUGGCCGUCAUCGCCGCCAACAUCUUCAGCAUUCCGUACUUCCAGCAGACUGGGGUCCGUGGCUUUGCCCGCAGCAUGCCCACAAGUGGCGCCCUGGAUCGGGUAGCAAAUGCCACAAAGAUCGCUUUGUACGAGACUCCAACUGGCUGGAAGUUUUUUGGGAACUUGAUGGAUGCAAGCAAACUGUCCCUUUGUGGGGAGGAGAGCUUUGGGACUGGUUCUGACCACAUUCGUGAGAAAGAUGGACUGUGGGCUGUGCUGGCCUGGCUCUCCAUUCUGGCCACCCGAAAACAGAGCGUGGAGGACAUCCUCAAAGACCACUGGCAGAAGUUUGGUCGGAAUUUCUUUACCAGGUAUGAUUACGAGGAGGUGGAAGCUGAGGGUGCAAGCAAAAUGAUGAAGGACCUGGAGGCCCUGAUGCUGGACCGCUCCUUUGUGGGGAAGCAGUUCUCAGCAAACGAUAAAGUCUACACUGUGGAGAAAGCUGAUAACUUUGAAUAUAGUGACCCCGUCGAUGGAAGCAUUUCAAGAAAUCAGGGCUUGCGGCUUAUUUUUGCAGAUGGUUCUCGUAUCAUCUUCAGACUGAGUGGCACCGGGAGUGCAGGGGCCACCAUUCGACUGUAUGUUGAUAGUUAUGAGAAGGAUGCUGCCAAGAUCAAUCAGGAUCCCCAGGUCAUGCUGGCUCCCCUGAUCUCCAUUGCUCUGAAGGUGUCCCAGCUCCAGGAGAGGACAGGACGCACUGCCCCCACUGUCAUCACCUAAAAAGAUGGCCAGACGUGGUACGUCCCUCCACCCAGGACCUAUCCACGCCACCUGAUUGAAGAGCAUGGACAGAAACAGUGUAUUCGCCUGGGCUUUUUAGGACUUGAUUUUUUUACAUCCCACUUGAUGAAUAGCCAUUUGUGGGGCACUGCCACUGUAUGUGGGAGAGGGGAAGCAGACCUGAGGGCCCACACUCACGACUGUUCCCUCUCUUGUCCUGUUGAACCGCUGCUGUGUGGGCCUUUGUCUCCUAGCAUCAGGUACUGUUUACAUCACAGUGGAAAGUCUGGGGCUGAGGGUCAGCACUAAGGCUAUCUUCUGUCUGUAGGGUGUGCCCAGUGUGUGACAGCAGCAGCAGCAGCACUAAGGACAUCUCUGUCAUAGGAUGUGCCAGCCAAAUGGUAUUGAAGUUCCUGCUCCACUGUGAAAGUCUCCCCAUUUACUGUUUACAUGCAGUCUGACAGUACGGUUUCUGGUGCCUUCUCUCUAAUCAGUUUUCCUCUGAGUGAGACAUGCUUCUCUACAGAUCUCUGCCUUGUUUUGCAGCAUGAUCCCAUCUACACAGAUAUUUGAGAUAUUAAACAGAAUGCACUACUGUU
This is a messenger RNA of Phodopus roborovskii (desert hamster), 2384 nucleotides long. RefSeq names its product phosphoglucomutase 1 (gene Pgm1). Gene Ontology annotation, molecular function: phosphoglucomutase activity; magnesium ion binding. The coding region runs from base 97 to 1785 and encodes 562 amino acids. The transcript has 11 exons. Gene Ontology annotation, cellular component: cytosol. The record is from RefSeq and is a predicted model, not a curated record. Lineage: Eukaryota; Metazoa; Chordata; Mammalia; Rodentia; Cricetidae. Gene Ontology annotation, biological process: carbohydrate metabolic process.